Messenger RNA from Exophiala viscosa, 3351 nucleotides. Its product is annotated as dipeptidyl aminopeptidase type IV dapB. Gene Ontology annotation, cellular component: plasma membrane. Gene Ontology annotation, biological process: proteolysis. The coding region runs from base 279 to 2999 and encodes 906 amino acids. NCBI's taxonomy places the organism in Eukaryota, Fungi, Ascomycota, Eurotiomycetes, Chaetothyriales, Herpotrichiellaceae. The record is from RefSeq and is a predicted model, not a curated record. The transcript has a single exon. Gene Ontology annotation, molecular function: serine-type endopeptidase activity; dipeptidyl-peptidase activity.
ACGAGCCCCGGACAACCACCAGUGCCAGUGCCAGUGCCACUAACAACAGCGAUUCCCUUCGCAUCAUCACCAGUCUACACGCCAGAGAACCACCCCUUCUUUCUCCUCGAAAAAGAAUCACUGCGGUUGCCCGAAGGGAUAUUGGCAGCGUACUGUCACCACGUCUACACUCUCCCUUGAUAUGUCUCGAUGACAUCGAUUCCCCUCGAUCCACGUCAACCUCUCUCGCUUUCAACCACGUCUUGAACGGAGUCCCUGGACGGACCCCCAACUCAACGAUGGGGAGGAACGGGCGGCCCUUGGGAGAGGAGAUGGAGACACUGAUGAACAAGGAACAGUCGUCCUCUUCGACGGCGGACUCGAGCCAAUCCAUCGAAAGCACCUCAACUGCGUCGACCACAUCCUUAGUCCUCGAGAACCUCAACUCAAUAUACGCCACGAAGGAGCCACUGCGAUCUCCCCAGUAUCGCGACAACGAUAGCGACCCUGAGUUGCCGAGAUUUAACGAUAAAAAUUACACCAUAGGCGCAAGUCGCAUGUCUAAAAGUCUGCGGCGAUCGAUAUGGAUAUUCUGCAUACUAGCCAUCGUCGGCUGGACUCUAGCAAUCUUUCUUUUCUUGGCUACCGGACGACACAAGCAUGCUUCAACGUUAGAAUAUGACCAUGAGAAACCCACGAAGAGCUCGGGAAAGAAGGUCACUCUUGAACAGAUCCAAUCAGGACAGUGGGCAGCGAAAUCUGCCUCAAUAGAAUGGAUCACAGGUCCGGAGGGUGAAGACGGUCUGUUGCUGGAGACAAACCAGCCUGGCAAGGAUUACCUGGUGGUCGAGGAUGUCCGAAGCCAGACGAAUUCAUCAGCGAACGCGGUGGACAGCAGGAGUCUGAUGAAGAGUGGCUGGUACAACGUCAACGGACAACAAUAUUGGACAGAGAACUUCUGGGUUAGCCCGGACAUGAGCCAUGUUUUGCUCAUGUCGAAGAGAGAAAAAGUUUUCCGACACUCUUUCAUCGGACUCUACUUCGUUCUGGACGUCGAAACGCAGAAUGUCCAGCCACUGGACCCUGCAUUUGCAGAUACCAAGAUCCAAUUAGCGCAGUGGUCACCCAACAGUGAUGCUGUUGUGUUUACUCGAGAUAACAACCUCUACCUGAGGUCCCUCUCGAAUCCCAAGGUCACGCAGAUCACGGAUGAUGGUGGGCCCGAGUAUUUCUACGGAAUUCCUGACUGGGUUUACGAAGAGGAAGUUUUCGGCACCAACUCCGCAACCUGGUGGGCCAGAGAUGGUCAAUACGUUGCAUUCCUACGUACCAACGAGACCGCCGUUCCCGAGUAUUCCGUACAGUACUAUCUAUCGAGACCGAGCGGCGAAGAACCAGAGGAAGGCCUUGAAAACUACCCCGAUGUCAAGAAAAUCAAGUACCCGAAGGCGGGCGCUCCUAACCCGGUGGUCGAUAUGCUCUUCUACGACAUUGCAAAUGGGCAAGUGUUCAUCGUCGAUAUCGAUGGUGGCUUCCCCGAUGAUGAUCGCAUCAUCUUCAACAUUGUCUGGGCAGACGACGGAAAGGCCUUGGUGUCAGAGUCCAACCGUGAGGCUGACCGGGUAAGGAUCGUCCUCGUCGACGCUGUAAGUCAGAAGGGUCAGACUGUCAGGACUGUUGACUCGAAAGAUAUUGGUGGUGGUUGGAUCGAGCCCACUCAAAGCACCAAAUACAUUCCGGCAGACCCUGACAACAAUCGGCCCGAGGAUGGCUAUGUCGACACAAUCAUUACGGACAAUUGGUACCAUUUGGCGUACUUCUCUCCUCUAAACAGCUCAACGCCUGUGAUGCUCACGAAAGGCGACUGGGAGGUAGACGGUGGCCCCGCAGCAGUCGACCUCGAGAACAAUCUGGUCUACUAUGUCGCCGCGAAAGAGGCGCCGACACAGCGUCACGUCUACAGCGUGAAGCUCGACGGCACAGACACUCAAGCUCUCGUACCAGCGAAUGAAGCAGCAUACUGGAGAUCCAGUUUCUCUUCCGGGGCAGGCUACGCGCUGCUCAGCUACCAAGGCCCCGGCAUCCCUUACCAGAAAGUCGUAUCUACGCCCACCAACGACGAAAAGAUCGAGCAUACUCUCGAAGACAACAGAGCCCUCGCCCAAAUGGCUUCUUCGCACGAACUCCCUCAUCUAGUCUACCAGAACGUCACAAUCGACGGGUACAUACUGCAACUCGUCGAGCGGCGACCUGCCCAUUUCGACCCGUCCAAGAAAUACCCCGUGCUAUUUUAUUUGUAUGGUGGUCCCGGCUCGCAGACAGUCACUCGGCGGUUUGGAGUAGAUUUCCAGUCCUACGUCGCCAGUUCAUUGGGGUACAUCGUCGUGACUCUCGACGGGCGCGGGACAGGUUUUGUCGGCCGCAAGACCCGCACCAUCGUCCGCAACGAAUUAGGCCACUACGAAGCGCACGACCAAAUUGAAGCAGCCAAGGUGUGGGCUGCAAAGUCCUACGUGGACCCCACGCGCAUCGCCAUCUGGGGCUGGUCGUACGGCGGAUUCAUGACACUGAAAGUCCUCGAGCAAGACGCCGGCGAGACGUUCAGUUAUGGCAUGGCCGUCGCACCCGUGACGGACUGGCGCUUCUACGAUUCAAUCUAUACGGAGCGGUACAUGCGCAUGCCGCAGAACAAUCCCGACGGGUACGCACGGACCGCGAUCAGUAAUGUCACGGCUCUGGGUCAGAGUGUGCGCUUUCUGAUCAUGCAUGGCACGGGCGAUGAUAAUGUGCAUAUCCAGAAUACCUUGACGCUGCUUGACAAGUUUGAUCUGGCGGGCGUGGAGAACUAUGAUGUGCAUGUCUUUCCGGACAGUGAUCAUAGUAUCUACUUCCACAAUGCUAAUCACAUUGUGUGGGAUAAGUUGAGUACGUUUUUGAUCAAUGCUUUUAAUGGCGUUUGGUACAAGACGGAUGAUCCGAAGCCGGUUGAGCAGAACGAGGGAUUUGAGUUGGGAGAAUGAAUGGGGUUUCAAACGGUGGUGACGGAGGGAUUGUAUGGUGGCGUUUGCUAAGGGAGGAGUUGACGGAGUAUCUGUACAGCAUUGAGGAGUACUGUGUUGCAUCGCGUGGCAUUGCAUUUGGCAUGGCGUUGCGGGAAUGUGUAUGGGAAGCAUGUCAGAUCAUCUGAGUCGGUACAGGAGAUCUCCUGGACAUCUCUACUGUAUAUAGAGCCACCGGCUUGGUAUUUUGUGUAAAAUCACAUGGAAGUGUUUAUGUCUCCAACUCUCGCGGUGUAUUCGACUCGCGCCUUGCUCAGCCUCGCGCUGUUUCAGUGCCGAGCACUUCCUGUCGAUGAAUGGAGGAAACUGCGGA